Molecule: messenger RNA, 1397 nt
Organism: Lolium rigidum
Lineage: Eukaryota; Viridiplantae; Streptophyta; Magnoliopsida; Poales; Poaceae
Product: flavin-containing monooxygenase FMO GS-OX5-like
Exons: 7
Coding region: 1-1332 (443 amino acids)
Molecular function (GO): N,N-dimethylaniline monooxygenase activity; flavin adenine dinucleotide binding; NADP binding
Source: RefSeq, a predicted model, not a curated record
AUGCCAUCGCGCGUGGCCGUGAUCGGCGCGGGAGCCGCCGGGCUGGUGGCGGCGCGCGAGCUAAGGCGCGAGGGCCACGCGCCCGUCGUCUUCGAGCGCGCCACCGGCGUGGGCGGCACCUGGCUCUACGACCCGAGCGCCUCGUCCGACCCGCUCAGCGCCGGCGGUUCCUACUCGAGUCUCUACGCCUCCCUCCGCACCAACCUGCCCCGCGAGAUCAUGGGCUUCCUCGACUUCCCCUUCGUCGCCGUCGAGGGCGCCGACAGCGACCAGCGUAGGUUCCCUGGGCAUGAGGAGGUGCUCCGGUACCUCCAGGAGUUCGCGCGGCGGUUCGACCUCCUCGGGAUGGUCCGGCUCGGGACAGAGGUGGUCCGCGUGCACAGGGACGCGAGCGCGGCGAGCUGGAGGGUGGCGUACAGCUCGAGAAAGCUCGCCGGCGUCGGUGGCGAAGAAGUAGAGGUGGGGGAGGAGGCGUUCGACGCCGUCGUCGUCUGCAGCGGCCACUUCACCGAGCCGCGCCUCGCCCACAUCGCUGGCAUAGAUAGUUGGCCCGGCAAACAGUUGCACAGCUACAAUUACCGUGUGCCCGACCCAUUUCACGGCCAAGUUGUGGUGAUAAUAGGAUAUCAUCCCAGUGGGAUAGAUAUCUCGAGGGAACUUGCUGGUGUCGCCAAAGAGGUCCAUGUUGCCAUCCGAUCGGCGCCUUGUGAAAUGCAGACUACUCCUACUACUGAUCGUUCCAACUUGUGGCUACAUUCCAUGAUUGAGCGUGCCGAGGAAGAUGGCACUAUUGUGUUUCAAGAUGGCAGUCGUAUCAAAGCGGAUGCUAUUGUGCAUUGUACUGGAUACAAGUAUAACUUCCCAUUCAUAGGUGAUGACGUUGGUACCUAUGUGGAAGACAACUGCGUGCGACCGCUCUACAAGCACGUGUUCCCUCCCCAACUAGCUCCUCACGUCUCCUUCAUUGGAUUGCCCUUCUCGUCUAUCCUUUUUCCAUUGUUUCAACUCCAAAGCACCUGGGUGGCUCGAGUUCUAUCAGGAAGAAUUGAGCUCCCAUCACAAGACAACAUGAUGCAUGAUGUGGCAGCAUUUUACGCAGACAUGGAAGCUCGCGGAUGCCCCAAGAGAUCCACUCAUGACCUCAGAUGCACGUUUGAGUACGAGGACUGGUUGGUGGAGCAAUGUGGGAUGGAGAAGAUCGAGGAGUGGAGGAAACUUAUAUACGUCAUGGCAAGAACCACGGCGCCCGAUCGGCAUGAGAGCUAUCGAGACGAGUGGGAAGACAACCAUUUAUUGGCACAGGCACACCGGGAUUUCACAAAGUAUCUCUGAUUUAAUGUCAUCCAGAAACUCUUUCUAUCUACUCACUAUUUGGCUUCCAUCGGUGAAUUACUUUG